Messenger RNA from Anguilla anguilla (European eel), 2980 nucleotides. RefSeq names its product homeobox A2b (gene hoxa2b). NCBI's taxonomy places the organism in Eukaryota, Metazoa, Chordata, Actinopteri, Anguilliformes, Anguillidae. The coding region runs from base 986 to 2080 and encodes 364 amino acids. Gene Ontology annotation, molecular function: DNA-binding transcription factor activity, RNA polymerase II-specific; DNA binding. The transcript has 2 exons. Gene Ontology annotation, biological process: regulation of DNA-templated transcription. The record is from RefSeq and is a predicted model, not a curated record.
UGAAAGUCCCAUGACUGAAAUAAUUAUGAUAGUCACCGGCUUAAGUUAUAUUGUGCAUUUCAUCAAAUUAAAACGUUUUUUAAGUGGUCAUGAUUUAUUUUUGAAAUGACAGGGGGGGACGUAUCACCUGUUAUCAAUCACAAAUAUUAAUAUCUGUCCUGAUACGAAUUUAAACCAAAUGAUUUUAAGAUCAUGUUUAUGUUGCUUUACCUGUGUGCUAAUGUUUUGUAUGCCCAUAUGGCAUAUUAGUUUAAUACAACACGAAUCGCUAUGUGGAAUUAAAUUUAUGAUAAUUAUAGAAAAUAAAAUCUAGGAUUUACAUUGUGUUAUCGGGCUUGGGGGUGAAGAGAGCGUAUGUGUGCGUGUGCGAGUGUGUGUGCCUGAAUAUAUUUUAAUCUGACAUAAGCAUAUUAUUGCCUCCCUCCUCCAGAGAAGACUCGACUCGCCCGGUUUUUCUGUCGGAACUUUAAAGAUUAAUGGGUUACUCUGUUAAUGACUGCAGGCGUCAUAUGUAGGUGUCCGGAUGAUUUGUGAGGUGUGGGGUAUUCUUCUGACAUUCAGAAACAAUACACUAUGCAUGCAUGAGCCCUCGUGGCGGACACACACGCACUGCCACACUGACUCAAAAAAUUAUAUUUCAGUACUUUUGAACAGAAGCGGACUAACGGGACAAAAUGUGUAAAUAAAAACAGUCAUGCUCCCAGAAUGAGGCGUUCCUUGCAGACUUUUUGGAUCAAUCACGCAGACAGUGGCUUCUUUUGAUUAAACCCCAAAUUGUCAUUGGGCAGAGGUAAUCAUGUGACAAGCAAUUCGGUCCAAUUUCAACCUUGUCUCCAUGAAUGCAAUAGUUUAAUAGUAGCGCGGUCCCCACACGGCCGUAAUCAGUGAUUUAGAAAAAAAACACCAGCAGAGAUCUUUAUGAUAUUUCACCUGGGCCACAAAUUUCAAAUAAGAGCUAAGUUUUCUAGGCUGAAAGGGAGAGGAGAUGAAUUACGAAUUCGAGCGAGAGACUGGUUUUAUCAAUAGUCAGCCGUCGCUUGCUGAGUGCCUGACAUCUUUUCCCCCUGUCGGUGAUACAUUUCAAAGUUCAUCAAUCAAGAACUCGACGCUUUCACACUCGACACUGAUUCCUCCUCCUUUUGAGCAGACCAUUCCCAGCCUGAACCCCGGCAGCCACCCUCGACACAGCCGGCCCAAGCAGAGCCUUAAUGGCUGCAGCCCGCUGCCAGCCGCGUCUCUUCCUCCGGAGUAUCCCUGGAUGAAGGAGAAAAAAGCCUCGAAGAAAAGUCAGCUGCCAACUUCCACAGCAACAGCCGCAGAGCCGGGACCUAUUUGUUUUUCUCCGAAAGACUCGCCCGAUAUCCCUGAGAGCGGUGGCGGGGCAUCUCGUAGGUUGAGAACUGCGUACACGAACACCCAACUACUGGAGCUGGAGAAGGAAUUCCAUUUCAACAAGUACCUAUGCAGACCGAGGAGGGUCGAGAUCGCCGCUUUACUGGAUUUAACCGAGAGGCAAGUUAAAGUGUGGUUCCAGAACCGUAGGAUGAAGCACAAAAGACAGACACAGUGCAAGGAGAACCAUAUCGGCGAGGGGAAAUUCAAGAGCCUGGAGGACGGAGGACACAGCGAGGAGAAGUCCCUCUAUGAACAAGCCCUCAACAAUGUGUCAGGGGCUCUUUUGGAAAGGGAGAGCUACUCAUUUCAGCAGAACUCUUUAACUUCACAAGGCUCUCCGAAUGUACACAAUGGAGAUUCCCAAAGCUUUACUGCUUCACCGUUAAACAGCAAUGACAAAAAUCUGAAACAUUUUUCAAAUCCGUCACCCACUGUUCCAAUCUGUGGGUUAACAAUGGGGUCGGACUGUGCAUCUGGCCUGGACAAUGGCUGUUCUUCGGCCCUGGAUGUUUCUUCUUUACAGGACUUUAACGUUUUUUCAGCAGAUUCCUGCCUCCAUCUCUCAGAUGCCGUCUCUCCAAGUUUGUCCGAAUCUCUAGAUAGCCCUGUGGACAUAUCUACGGACAGUUUUGAUUUUUUCACGGACAGCCUAACAACAAUCGAUUUACAGCAUCUGACCUAUUAAAAAUACAUAAUUUAAGAAAAGAAAAAAAAAAAACGCCGCCUUCUUUCUUAAAAAUGUUUUUUUCUUAAUGUGGUCAGUACAUAUUGUUUAUUACUUACUCGAUUAGUUUAUUAAUCAGGAAGAGGAAAGAGGUAAGGUUGGAAAUAAUGGAAGUAACCUUUGAAUAUGUUUCCAAAGCCAAUAAUGGGAAAAGAGAAAAGUAGACAUGAAUAUCUGUCGUUUUAUUUUUGUAUCACUUUCGGGUACAAUGUUAUAAAUAUUUUGUUAGAAUAAAUUUCUACUUGGAACAUUGCUAUCGAUUGUUUUUUAUUUAAAGUAGUAUUUUUAUAUGUACGGAAAAGAUUCAUGAAAACAUUUUAAAAUUCACGAAAACAGCAAGUCUGAUUUUUAUUUGGAAAUUUCAAAAAAGAUUUCGGACAUACAAAAUAUUGUAUUUAAAAAUAUUCAGCGCAACAGGCUAAUUAAAAGUAUAGAUGUGACAAAUGAAAUCACAUUGUAUUCUUUUUAAAUUCUUUAAAGAUAUUACAAAUAUUUUUCGGAAUGUAACACGAUGUGGCUUAUUUCUAACAUAUGUAUAAUUUGGUUAAAAAAAUACACAUUGAACAUACCAGCUAGGUCUGCUAAUGAGUUUAGUAACAGUGCUACAAAGGUUGUUGGAGAUAUUUCUGACAUGUUACUGUUAACAGAAUUUCUCUAGGUUGGCUAGUCUACGUUUGAAGUGCAACGUUGACGAUUUAAAUUCUACUUUGUCCUUAUUAUUUGACAAUAAAAAUCCAUGCUCUUUCAAACGCGUGUUUUUGAAAUAGCAUAUUGUGUUUAGCUCAGAGUUUACAACAUGUAGCCACUGCUGAUUUUCUAGCUGAAUAGUAAAAGUAACUCGCUAAACUCUUGCCACUCAGC